Molecule: messenger RNA, 417 nt
Organism: Suillus discolor
Lineage: Eukaryota; Fungi; Basidiomycota; Agaricomycetes; Boletales; Suillaceae
Exons: 2
Coding region: 1-417 (138 amino acids)
Biological process (GO): transmembrane transport
Cellular component (GO): fungal-type vacuole membrane
Molecular function (GO): transmembrane transporter activity
Source: RefSeq, a predicted model, not a curated record
AUGGUUGUAGGGUCGCUGCUCCAAUCACUGUCCUUGUUCGCCUUAUCCUUCACAAAGCCUGAUCAGCUUUACUUGGCUUUUAUCGUGCAAGGUGUCCUUUCUGGGUUUGGGAUGGGCCUAAUGUCCGGUCCCACUGUCGCGGUCGUCUCUCAGCACUUCUCCAGAAAACGUACAUUAGUGAUGUCUCUGGUCUCAUCCGGUACACCACUCGGUUCCAUGAUCCAUCCGAUCAUGCUCAAUCGCCUCUUAAAUGGUACUGUUGGAUUUGCCAAUGGUGUUCGCAUCAGUGCGAGUUUUGUCAGUGCUCUGUUAUUGAUUGCCUGUUUAUGCAUGCGUACAAGAGUGUGGAGAAUCUAUACGAGCGGGAGGCUUCGCGACACGCUAAACAGGUACGAAUAUCUCAGUAUUCGUUUAUGA